ACAAGUUUCCUAUCUCGCACAUAUUCCAAUAUGUCAGCCAUUGUUUGAAAUUGAACUCCCUUUACUAGAAAUUGUUCGCAGUUUUCGAUCAUUUUUUCGCGUUUUUCCUGUGCGAAGUUUAGCCAGUUUGGUGCGGUAGCAAUACAGUGUUAAAUUUGCGGUCUCCGUUUUUUUUUGGUGUGUUUCCGAGAAGUGCAGCAACCCGAUGAAAGUAGUGCACAAGUGAGUGGUCAUCGCAACACAUACACAAACGCGGAACCCGGCCAGAGAGUGCGAGUUGAAGAAGAAAAGUGAUCUUCUGACCAAUCUAGUUGAGUGGAAGAGUGUGCAAAAAAAAGAAGUCGUUGGCGGAAGAAGAGUGUCCGGAAUAUGAUUGUUUGGUCGUGAUAUCGGAUUUAUUCAACAACAGCAACAAACGCGUACACACAAAGCAGCAACUGCGAGGAAUCGACGCGCUCUGGAUUGAACCAGUUUGCUUCCUAAACCACAAUAAAGAACCAGCACAGCCACAAGAAACAACCAUCAACGAACCGGUCUGGUUUGAGUCGGCUGUUUUCGUUUACUAUAGAGGAUCCUAAGGAUACAGUUUUUAUGAAUCAUUUCCCAUUAAGUUAGGUUAUGGCAAACUUGAAUUUCCAACAGCCUCCGAGAAGUAUACCAAGUAGUGCAUCGUUGAGUGGGAGAGGAGGUACUGCGGGUGGUUUCGGUAGCUCAUUAUCGGGCCAUGUCACACCAACGUCUGGUAUGUUUCCAACUGCAGCAACGGGAGCAGGAAGCUUCGGAUCGAGUCAACCACCUCACUCGCAACAGCAGCAGCAACAGCAGGGGCAGCAAUCGGUGGGCCAAGGUGUCCAGAAUCAACCCCCGCAGCUGUCACCGAGUAGCGCUGGUGCGAGAAACGGUGGAAAUGGUGGAGCGUCGAGUGGUGGUUCCAGUAGUGGUGGAAGCGUGGUUGGCGGAAGCAGUGCGAAUCCAGCUACCUCUAGUGCUAGUACCAACGGUUCCCAGCAGCAGCAGCAGCAGUCCCAGCAGCUUUCCUCCUCGAACUCGUCGGCGUCUAGUGGGGCGAACGCGAGGAAUAACCUCUUCGGUGGACAACGAGGCUUCGCGGACCGAAGGGCAAUGCCGGGACUUAGUGGAACGACAAUGUCUAACAUGGUCUCGUUCAUGCAGCCACGAGGAUAUGGAUCUCAAAGCGGGAAUAGCAUCAACAAUUUCCAUAGUGUGUUUGACAACGGCACGGCGGACACGGGUACGCCUCCCCUGCUCGACCUGUCCGAGUUUCCAUCGCUCACGAACGCGCGGGGUGGCCAGAGCGAUCAAUCGUUACCCCAGUCGAACGCACUGCAGCCUCCUGGGAGUAAACCGUACGGUAAGUUCGGUAUGGUAAAGCAGCCAACGUCCGAGCAAACGGAGUUCACGAUGUCGAGCGAAGACUUCCCGGCACUGCCCGGUACGCAGAACGCGGAAAGUGGUCAACUGGCGGCGAGUCAAGGGCUGCAGGGCGUUCAUCAUCAUCAUCAUUCAGAUCAUCAUGGUGCCGAUAGUCUAGGUAAGACGGGUGGUCCGAUCGGUGGUGCUGCCGGCUUGGGAAUGGACUUGCAAAAUGACACUGGCAAUUCCAGCGUGAACAUGGACAAGGGAGCUAUGAAACGAGGCGUACAAACAUCACCCAAUGGAAUGGUAACGAAUAUUCCUGCUAGUAUGGUCAAUAACCAAUUCGGUAUGGUUGGUCUCUUAACGUUCAUCCGCGCCGCCGAAUCCGAUCCAAACCUGGUAACGUUAGCGAUGGGCCAGGACCUGACGGCACUUGGACUGAACCUGACCUCUGUCGAAAACCUGUAUCCUAGUUUCGGCGGCCCCUUUGCCGAUUCUCCGGCGAGACCCCAAGAUAUCGACUACAACGUACCACCAGAGUAUUUGAUAAACAUGUCAAUAAGGGAUAAGCUGUCGAAGCUCACGCUGCAAAAAUAUAAGGAUGAUCUAUUAUUUUAUUUAUUUUACACGAAUGUUGGUGAUGUGAUGCAGUUAGCAGCCGCAGCAGAACUACAUAGUAGAGAUUGGCGAUACCAUACGGAAGAAAAGGUGUGGAUCACGCGUGUGCCGGGCAUGACACCGUACGAGAAGAAUGGCACAACGGAACGUGGCACGUAUUACUACUUCGAUGCGCAAAAUUGGCGACGAGUGCCAAAAGAAUUUCAAGUGGAUACAGUGAAGUUAGAUAAAUGUCCAAAUCUAAGUGCUUACGUUACGAUGAGUGGACAGCCUGUAUAAUAUUUAUUAAUUUGUAAUUAAAAGAAAAAUGCAGAAAACAAGAAGCAGAUGAAAAGAAAAAUUAAAAAUUUUCUGAUUCAGUAA
Topomyia yanbarensis is the source of this 2358-nucleotide messenger RNA. It is a transcript of the gene Rga, whose product is annotated as regulator of gene activity. Bases 619 to 2274 code for a protein of 551 amino acids. Gene Ontology annotation, cellular component: P-body; CCR4-NOT core complex. Gene Ontology annotation, biological process: regulation of stem cell population maintenance; nuclear-transcribed mRNA poly(A) tail shortening; regulation of DNA-templated transcription. The record is from RefSeq and is a predicted model, not a curated record. The transcript has 8 exons. Lineage: Eukaryota; Metazoa; Arthropoda; Insecta; Diptera; Culicidae.